Messenger RNA from Brassica oleracea var. oleracea, 1650 nucleotides. RefSeq names its product citrate synthase 2, peroxisomal-like. The transcript is spliced from 12 exons. The record is from RefSeq and is a predicted model, not a curated record. The coding region runs from base 14 to 1426 and encodes 470 amino acids. Gene Ontology annotation, cellular component: mitochondrial matrix. Lineage: Eukaryota; Viridiplantae; Streptophyta; Magnoliopsida; Brassicales; Brassicaceae. Gene Ontology annotation, biological process: tricarboxylic acid cycle; carbohydrate metabolic process.
CUUUGAGGUGAAAAUGGAGAGGGGGAUUGCUCGCUUGGCCGUUCUCUCUGCGCACUUGGAGGUGUCUGAUCAGGUGUUACCGCCACCGAUCGAGCCAUGGUGCACAUCGGGUGCUAGUGCACCGCAUGGAUCCCUUAAAGGAAGCUUGACCAUCGUCGAUGAGCGCACGGGAAAGAAGUACCAGGUCCCAGUCGCAGAGGAUGGUACCGUUAAAUCCAUCGAUCUUAAGAAGAUAACGACGGGGACGGAUGACAAGGGGCUUAAGUUAUACGAUCCUGGUUACUUAAACACAGCUCCUGUUCGAUCUUCAAUUUCUUACACUGAUGGAGAUGAAGGAAUCCUACGUUAUAGGGGAUACCCAAUUGAAGAGUUGGCUGAGAGUAGUACUUUUCUCGAGGUUGCUUAUCUCCUCAUUUAUGGAAAUCUGCCUUCUCAAAGACAGCUAGCUGAUUGGGAAUUAGCGAUCUCUCAGCAUUCAGCUGUCCCACAAGGAUUAUUGGAUAUGAUUCAGUCCAUGCCUCAAGAUGCAUAUCCAACGGGUGCCUUUGUCAGUGCGAUGAGUGCACUUUCUCUCUUUCAUCCUGAUGCAAACCCUGCUCAUAUGGGCCAGGAUGUUUACAAGUCAGCACAAGUUCGUGAUAAACAGAUAUAUCGUAUUCUUGGACAGGCAUCUACAAUUGCAGCAGCUGCUUUUUUGAGGACAGCAGGGAAGCCUCAUGUUCUUCCUUUGAGCAACCUUUCUUAUACAGAGAACUUACUCUAUAUGCUGAACUCAAUGGGAAAUAGGUUUUACAAGCCUAAUCCUCGGCUAGCUCAAGUGAUGGACACCAUCUUCAUACUGCAUUGUGAACAUGAAAUGAAUUGCUCCACUGCUGCUGCUCGGCAUCUUUCCUCUAGUGGUGUUGAUGUGUACACUGCUAUUGGGGGAGCUACUGGAGCCAUUAAUGGUCCGCUUCAUGGUGGUGCAGUUGAGGCUGUGCCUAAGAUGUUAUCAGAGAUUGGGAGUGUUGAAAAUAUUCCAGAGUUCAUCGAAUGUGUGAAGAACAAGAAGAGGAAGCUGUCAGGUUUUGGGCACCGCGUUUACAGAAACUACGACCCAAGAGCAAAAGUCCUUAAGAAACUGGCGGAUGAAGUAUUCUCCAUCUUUGGAAAGGAUCCUCUCUUUGAGGUAGCAGCUGCUCUUGAGAAGACGGCGCUCACUGAUGAAUAUUUUGUCAAGAGAAAGCUUUACCCAAAUGUUGAUUUCUACUCUGGAUUAGUCUGUAGGGUAAUGGGAGUCCCAUCACAUUUCAUCAUAGUCUCGCGUAUUGCUGGAUACUUGUCACACUGGCGUGAGUCAUUAGAUGAUCCUGACACUAAGAUCAUGAGGCCCCAGCAGACCUAUAAUGGAGUGUGGCUAAGGCAUUACGAGCCAGUGAGAAAAUAAACUAUCAAGUGAUCUGGAUUCGAAUGUUAUGGUUAUUGAAAUGGGGACUACCAGCCAGUGAGACAAAGAACUUCAAUCUAUAUUUGUAUGUGUGUGAUAUAAACUUAUAAACUUCAACCUAUAAUAUGUGAAAAAUAUAUGGUGGUGCGGAUAUAAUUAUAAGUAAUAUAUAUGUUAUGAAAAUAAAGUGUUGUAUUUGUGUGAUAUAUAAACUUUUUUUUAUU